Tetranychus urticae (two-spotted spider mite) is the source of this 1744-nucleotide messenger RNA. RefSeq names its product solute carrier family 60 member 1. Gene Ontology annotation, molecular function: D-glucose transmembrane transporter activity. NCBI's taxonomy places the organism in Eukaryota, Metazoa, Arthropoda, Arachnida, Trombidiformes, Tetranychidae. Gene Ontology annotation, biological process: transmembrane transport. The record is from RefSeq and is a predicted model, not a curated record.
UAUCUGGUUUACUGGUUUGUUGUGGUAUUGAUUGCAUUCAUCUUGAGUAUCAUGCUAACAAUGAACAUGUUUACAUCAAGUGUUUUUUAAUCACUUGAUUCAAAUUUUUACAAAACCGGUUGAUAACUGGAAAACGAUGUUAAUAAAGAUCGAUUAGAGGUUGACAUGAAAGAUAACAAGGAUUAAGUCAAUCUGGUUGACUAGUCACAAUGUAUUUUAAAGUUAUUCAGUUUGAUGAGUCGAGGAAACUCUUUGGUACUUCAAUACAGUUACCAUGAAAGUCACUCGUUUCAUUUGUGACAACAGAUACAGAAUAUUUAAAUCUUUUCUUGUCUAUUUUACCUUUUUUUGCCUUGGAUCGGCAACAACCCUUCUUGGUUCAAGUUUACUUGAUCUAGAAAUCAGUUUAAAUGCUGAUUUUGCCAAAGUUUCAUAUUUGAUUCCAGUUCGAAGUGCUGGUCACAUUGUUGGAUCAGCUUUUGCUGGGGUAAUUGGCCAAAAAUUCAAUCGAUCUCUAGUUCUUUGUAUUUGUAAUUUGAUUUCUGGCAUUUUUCUCGGAACUGCUCCAAACUUUAAACAGUUUGAGUAUGUCGCUUGUUUUUUAUUUAUUGCUGGCAUAGCACACGGUAUCGCCGACGUUCUGUGUAAUACACUGAUCACAGACACAUGGAAGGAUAAAUGUACAAAUUGGCUUCAAGCCUUACACAUGUCAUGGGGAAUCGGUUCACUUAUAACUCCAGUUAUAUGUCGACCAUUCUUAAUACCAGAACAGGACGAGACCCAAACAACAACAAACGAAACACUUAAAGAUCCGUCGAUUACAACCAUAAAUAUGAAACCAACUGCGGAUGAUGUGAAGGCACAAUAUGCCUUCAUGAUCAUUGCUGCAAUAUCAAUGUUCAUCGCCUUGCCAUUAGGUUAUAUUUAUUUUAAAGAGCGAAGUUUACAAAAUAAAAUCAGCAACAAGCAAAUAAACCCAGAUACCAAACAAAAAUGGGCUCCGUGGAAAGUUAACGUAGGAAUCAUUUUAUUGGCAAUCAUUGGUCAUCUAACAUAUAGUUUAGAGUCAGUCAUUGGUUCGCUUGGAGCUUCAUUUUCAGUCAAAUCUGCUCUUCAUAUGGACAAAAAGACCGGUGUUUUACUUGCCACUGUUUUCUGGUCUUGUUUCUCCUUUUAUCGGUUAAUCUUCAUUCCACUGACAUUUGUUACAUCAGAAGUGAAAUUAUUGCUCAUGAAUACGCUUUUCAUGAUUAUUGGUGUUUUAGUUUGCGUUCCUUGGGCAAAUACCUAUCAAAUCUGCAUUUGGAUUGGAUUCACUCUCUUAGGUGUAGGAAUAUCUCCAAUAUUUUCAGCUUCAUAUGGAAUGCUAUCGAAGCACAUUGUUCUUACUGGAAAAAUAUCGCCUAUUAUUUUCAUUCCUGGAGUUCUCGGUGAAUCUGCUCAUCCUGCACUUGCAGCUACUUUAAUGGCAAAUAAUCAAAUUUCAUUUCUUUAUUACAUUGGUCUUCUUGGCGUUCUUCUCAUCAUAACAUUUGCCACUCUCAUGGUUUAUUGUAAAAAGGUUUUUAAAAGUCCUGAUGGUCUUCAUCGUGGAGUCAAGGAUAGAUUAUCGACUCUAAGUAUUAGUCGCCACUAAAAUUGUCAUAUUUUGUCUCAUUGUAUUUUAUAAAUUGUAACAAAUGCUUUAAAUUCUGACCCCAACGAUGCAUCAUUCAAAAAUUAAAACGUCAAUUCUUGUUUCAAA